Candoia aspera is the source of this 1512-nucleotide messenger RNA. Its product is annotated as lysophosphatidic acid receptor 6-like. Gene Ontology annotation, cellular component: membrane. Gene Ontology annotation, biological process: G protein-coupled receptor signaling pathway. NCBI's taxonomy places the organism in Eukaryota, Metazoa, Chordata, Lepidosauria, Squamata, Candoiidae. The transcript is spliced from 2 exons. Gene Ontology annotation, molecular function: oxysterol binding; G protein-coupled receptor activity. The record is from RefSeq and is a predicted model, not a curated record. The coding region runs from base 442 to 1512 and encodes 356 amino acids.
UUGAGGGGGGCUGGUACGAUCAGGAUAGAGGUCUUACAGACCCUGGGGGCCACCAGUUUGGCCCUUCUGCUCUAAAAUCUUACGGAAAACGCUGUGGAAUUGGGAAGGCACCACCGCCUAACACUGAUCCGCAUGUCCCUUGCUGCCUCGGUUGUGCUUUGCAAAACUCAGCAGCAAAGCUUUGGUCCCCUGCUUCCGGUGCAAAGGACGUGUGGGAGGCCCUUUCGGCUUGCAAGCGGGGAAGAGGGGGAGGAAGCACCUAAAAAUCAAAAGCGGAGAACUAAGCUCAGACACCCUCAAAGAAGAACACCAGGACUGCUGCCGACGGAGGCUGGGGGUAUGCAAACAGCUGCUUCUCGCUGGCCGCCUUCGCUCCCAGGAUUGAGGGGCUGAGAGGAUUCCUGCAGCAGACAGGGCUGGGCCUCUCCCGCUCCGGAGAAGAUGGAAAACCAGGCCACGGCAAACGUCAGCAGGCAGUGCACCCUUCAGGCAGACUUCCAGUAUUUCCUCUUUCCUGUGAUCUACGGCGUUGUCUUUGUGUUGGGCCUGCUCGAAAACGGGGCCGCCCUCUACCUGCUGAUCUGGCGGGUCUCAAAACCCCCUCGCUCCUACGUCUACCUUGUCAACCUGGCCAUGGUGGACACCCUGUUUGUCUGCAUCCUGCCUUUCAAGAUCCACUACCACCUUCACCGCAACGACUGGGUCUUUGGGGACGUGGCUUGCCGCAUCACGGGAACCAUGUACUUCCUCAACAUCUACCUCAGCAUGGCCUUCUUUGCGUCCAUCUCCGUCGACCGGUACGUGGCCGUCUUGCGCCCGCUGGCGUAUGUCAGGAUCAAGAGCGCCCACUACGCCCUGGUCUCCGUCAUCCUCUGGGCGGCCGGGCUGAGCAUCGCCGGCUCACUGAUCCUGGGGGGGCCUCUCGAUGCCAACGUCAGCAACGCCCGGGUCUGCUUUGAAGGCUUUGGAGAAGCCUCAUGGAAGGGGCGCAUGGCCCCCUACAACAUCUGUGUGCUGGUUUUCGGGUUCAUGGUCCCCUUUGUGGUCAUCUUGAUCAGCUACCCUUUGAUCGCCCGGCGAAUCUCACACAUCCCUCGCGGUGCUUGCCGAAGGAAGGCCCUGACCACCAUCUAUCUCAUCCUCUCCAUCUGCAUGACCUGCUUCCUGCCCUUCCACCUCACCCACCUCCUGCAUUUCCUGAUGCGGGCCGGCCUCAUCCAGAACUGCCGCUUUGCCGCCUCCAUUUACAAGCUGCGCCGGGUCACCUUGGCUCUGGUUAGCUUCAACUGCUGCCUCAAUCCCAUUUUGUACUACUACACCUUGGCCAGCAAGCAGUGCCACUGGCGGUUCUGCUGGCAGAAAGGGACUUCGAAGGUCUACACCGUCAGCGGUGGCCACAGAGGACGCCCCAACCAGACGCCGCCAUCAAGGAAUGGGAGAUGGCCACAGAGGAUGCCCCAACCAGAUGCCGCCAUUAAGGAAUGGGAGAUGGAGCAGCCCAGCUGCCAUUGA